ACAAUGUGGAUUGUAUUAAAUUUUAUAACACGUCUGUUUUAUAAAAUGACAUUUCUCAUGUGACAGGAAAAUGUUGAGACUGUUGGGACGAGAUAUAUUGAACGCACAACUGCUCAUUUUAGAUCACCGGUCGUUUACAAAUGGAGAAGUAAAUAAUUUCCUUAAUGAAUUUGAGUUGAAGCGCAACGAGUGCGAAGUAGAAAAUCUUUUCAAAGUGACCGAAAUUACAGGCGACCUUAAAUACGAUUUGUUUGGACGCUGUGAUAUUUUGAGCACAAGACAUUUAGGACAACUUAAUCGAGAAGUAAAUGAUGUAUUACUUGGUGUAGAAGAGUUUCUUAACAAAGUCCAAUCGGGGAAGAAGGUAGGUAUUAACAUUACAAGGGCCGAGUUAUUGCUAAUAUCGGGAAAAUCGCGCGAUUUUUUAUUAAAAAUUUUCAUUAUCAAAUCAUACGUUUUCUACAUUUGUGUACUUUUA
Messenger RNA from Rhagoletis pomonella (apple maggot), 478 nucleotides. RefSeq names its product biogenesis of lysosome-related organelles complex 1 subunit 5-like. The transcript is spliced from 2 exons. Lineage: Eukaryota; Metazoa; Arthropoda; Insecta; Diptera; Tephritidae. The annotation marks the transcript as partial. Gene Ontology annotation, cellular component: BLOC-1 complex; transport vesicle. The record is from RefSeq and is a predicted model, not a curated record.